Antechinus flavipes (yellow-footed antechinus) is the source of this 2183-nucleotide messenger RNA. RefSeq names its product vestigial like family member 2 (gene VGLL2). NCBI's taxonomy places the organism in Eukaryota, Metazoa, Chordata, Mammalia, Dasyuromorphia, Dasyuridae. Gene Ontology annotation, biological process: regulation of transcription by RNA polymerase II. Gene Ontology annotation, cellular component: nucleus. The coding region runs from base 311 to 1321 and encodes 336 amino acids. The record is from RefSeq and is a predicted model, not a curated record. The transcript is spliced from 4 exons.
AAGUUAAGGAUGAGGCAUAUCAGGAGCUGUCAGAGCAAAGUGACCCGCACUUCAAGGAUCCGGUUCCCUUUUGUGUGUGCGGUUCUCUUCCCGCAUCUCAAGGCGGCGUAGGCUCUCGUGGACCAGCAUCGUCCACACGCAACAGACAAACAGUCGGAGCAAGACACCGAACUUGGGCUGGCGAUGAAUGGGAUUUCUGACCUUCUGACACGGACGCCAUUUGUACUCUAGGUUCCAUGGCUUUUCUGAGAAUUCCCAAGGAAUCGCACUACUCCUUGCCCCCAAAACAAAACUAGCCUUUUACUCGAAAAUGCAAGAAGCCCCGGAGAGCAACAGCAACGCUAGCACCAGCAGCGGGAGCUCUUCUUUCUCCAGCAACACUCCGGCCAGUAUCAAAGAGGAAGAUUGCAGCCCGGAGAAGGAGCGCCCCCCCGAGGCAGAGUACAUCAACUCGCGCUGCGUCUUGUUUACUUAUUUCCAAGGAGAUAUCAGUUCCGUGGUGGACGAGCAUUUCAGCAGGGCCCUGAGCCAGCCCAGCAGCUACUCGCCCGGUUGCGCCAGCAGCAAAACCCCAAGAAGUUCUGGGUCCUGGAGGGAUGGUUCCUUCCCGAUGAACCAGCGCAGUUUUCCCCCUUCUUUCUGGAACAGCACGUACCAGCCAGCAGUUACAGCUUCCUCACUGAGCAGUCCGUUGGCUGCAGCCCACAGCGACCUCCCCUUUGCCGCAACAGACCCCUACUCCCCAGCCUCUCUGCACAGCCACCUUCACCAAGGGGCUGCCGAACCCUGGCACCAUGCGCACCAUCAUCAUCAUCACCAUCAUCACCACCCGCACCCGCACCCUCACCAUCCUUACUCCCUGGGCGGGCCAAUCGGGGCCCAGGGCACCACCUUCCCCCGGCCUGCCUCCAUGCAUGAAGUCUAUGGUCCCCAUUUCGACCCUCGCUACAGCUCAUUGCUGAUGCCCCCGGCCUCAGUCAGACAGCACCGCCUCACACCAGCUUCAGUGCCCACACCAGUCAGCCCACCCUGCGAACUGGGCAAAAGCGAGUCAGCUGGCUCAGCAUGGACCACACCAGGGGGGCCCUUUCCUAGCCCCGCAGGAGAUAUGGGACAGAGCCUGGGCCUCAAUGUGGACUCAGACCAGCCCACCAGGCACAACAUCCAUGCCCCUCACUUCAGGAAUAAGAACAGAGGGAAAGCAAAGACAUCAAACUACUUGGUAUAUCAGGAAAAAAAUACAAGCAAACAUAUCCUUAAAGACUUUGUUAAAAAGAAAUUCCUUCUGUUCAAAGAACAUGUCCAAAGACCCUCAACUUGAUUUAACAAUUUUUUGGCUGAUUCACUAGAAAUAACUGUGGUCAGAUUUGGCACUUGGGUGAACAUUUUAUGUGGUGAUAUGAAAUCACAGGAGGUGGAAAAUAGACUUUUGUGGUGUGAACUAUUUUCUGUUCAUGUGGAUUCUUUUGUGUAGUGUGAGGGUAACACUACAGACUUCAAAUACAGAUUUUAAAAUGGAUUUGUAUUCUGCAUUGAAGAAGUAAAAAGGAAGUUUUCACUCCCUGCCACACCUUCAUUCCUGCCUGAAAUGUACUUCCCACUCCUCUGUCUCCAUCCCCAACAACAACAAAAACAAACAAAACCCCCCCAAAACACAGACUUUUUCUUUUAGACUAUGAACACUGGGCAACAUGGCUCAUCCUGACUAUGAAUGGCAAGUGGUUUAUCUGGGGCCACCUGCCCUCAGCUUACUAAAAUGCAGCUGUUAUAGAGACAACUGUUCAAACUCCAGAAAUACAACAACUGAGGUGGCACUUCGCAGCGAUUGGCACAACAAUUGUAUUGGAUAUAUCUAUUUUUUUUACAAGGAACAUUUUAUGAAACAUGAAACUCUUCUCCUCUUCUCUGCCCCUUGUGUCACAAAUUUGCCCCCAAGGGAAAACAUCCCAAAACACCAAACCUUGACAAAAUUUGUGGUGAACAACUGGGAAGCACCACAAGAAAGAGAAAUGUCCAGGGUGUGUAUCAUGGACAAUUAAUUUCAGCUUCUUCCAAUACUUCUUUGUACUAGCUGUGUUUUUUCUCUUUCUGUCACUUUAGAUGUUUUAAGGGGUGAGGUGACAAAACAGGAGUGGGGAUAGUAAGGAGGAUGAAACAUACAUUAAAGAUAUGUUUAUUAUAUA